Cuscuta europaea is the source of this 1230-nucleotide messenger RNA. Lineage: Eukaryota; Viridiplantae; Streptophyta; Magnoliopsida; Solanales; Convolvulaceae. The record is from the annotation of a GenBank genome assembly.
GUUAAAUUUAUGGUCAGUCAAACGUCGUAAACCUUGUGGGAACGUUUAAAUGGGACGGAGGGAGUAUUAAAUUAAUAGGGAUUUCCAAAAAUGUGAUCACUUUUACGUUUGGACAAAAAUGUGACUAAAAUAAAGUGACAACCAUAUGUUCAUGUCACUGCCUCAUUUUCGUGUCACUAUCGGAUGUCACUGUUGACAUCAUUGCAUGUGUCACUGCAACUGCCACCGUCAUGUCACCGCCGCCGACCAUAGUGAUACCACCACAGUGACAUCGCUACAAUGACAUUGUCACAGUGACACCACCAAUCACCACCCCCGAUCAAUAAAUGUCGCCGUACACCGGCCCCAACCCUCACCCGCCUCACGGAUGACCCACAACUGCCCCCGAACUCGCCCCUAGCCCUAUGCACCAGCUCCCCAGCCCCCAAAUGGCCAAAUCCCUCCCCGGCUCCGCUCCUUCUUCCCCUGUCCCCCACCACCACCAACCUCACCCUAACCUAGGCCCCCAGUCCCAUAGCACUCUCCACACCCCACAGCACCCUCCACAAGACUGUGUAGAGGACAAUAACAGGUGCCUUCAAGCCUUUUGUCUUCAUUUGAGGGAAGCAGGAAGCUCGGAAUACGACCACCGCACCUCCGCCAUCAGCGGCGGCCCCCAAAUCGAAGUUAUCAUCAUGGCGGAUCUGGAACCGGAGGCCACAAAUCAGAGUCGUCUCCCAUUGAGGAAGGCGGAUUCGGAACUGGCGGCCUCAAAUCGAAGUCGUCGUCCAUGGGAAGGGAGGACAGCGAAAAAAACGGAGAAGCUAGUCGGUGUUGCUGACGUCGACGAAGCUGAGGGCGGAGGUUUAAGAUCCUAGGUCGGCGAAGGUUGAUUGCGGCGGAAAUAGAAGCUCGGCGAGGUCGGUUGUGAUGAAGGCUGAGGAGUUAGGGUGGAAGAGAGAAGAUAAGCGGAAGGCAGGGUUGCGUUUGUGGAAGAAAGCAGGGCUACGUUUGUGGAAGAGGGCACAUGAAGCGGAAGAGAUGAGAUAAAGCUCCAGCGUCUCACUUUUAUGUUUUUUUUUGGUAUUGGCCACAUUUUUGUGUAAUAGAAUCUGAGUGAUAAUAUUAGUGUCAUUCUUUUAAGAAAGAUUAUCUAGGAAAUUAGGAAUGAUUCUACACAACCGAUUGUAAUAAUAAAAACUAUUUUGGGAUGUUUUUUUUUUUGCCUUUUUAGAAAUUAACCUUCGAAUA